AUGUGGGAUUCAGAAAAAGGUGUUGAAAUUCCCGAAAGUUGUUUUUUGUUUUUGGGAGCUUCAGCAGCUUUAUUUGUGGUUAACCCUCUGCAGGUUUCAGGAGGUGCUCUGAAGAUGACUCUAUACCAGUAUAAGACCUGCCCGUUUUGCAGCAAAGUGCGAGCCUUUCUGGACUACUACGGGCUGCCGUACGACAUUGUGGAGGUGAACCCUGUGAUGAGGCAGGAGAUCAAGUGGUCUGCAUACAGGAAGGUGCCCAUCCUGAUGGUGGACAGCGAGCUGCAACUGAAUGAUUCAUCUGUCAUCAUCAGCUCCCUCAGGACUUUAAUGCUCAGCAAGGAGAAAAGCUUGUCUGAUAUAAUUCGCUGCUACCCGGAGAUGAAGGCUGUGAAUGAUCGGGGGAAGGAGGUGACGGAGUACAACAACAAGUACUGGCUCAUGCUGAGCGAGGCCCAGAAUGCCGUAGUUUAUCCUACCAAGGGGAUGCAGAAAGAAGAGAUGAAGUGGAGACAGUGGGCCGACGAUUGGCUCGUGCACCUCAUAUCCCCAAACGUUUACCGAACCACCGGCGAAGCCUUGGCCUCCUUCGACUACAUCGUACGCGAGGGCAAGUUUGGUGCCGUGGAAGGUUUCUUUGCCAAAUACGUAGGUGCUGCUGCUAUGUUCAUCAUCUCAAAAAAACUGAAGAGUCGACACAACCUGCAGGACGACGUCAGGCAGGAUCUCUAUAAGGCCGUCAAUGACUGGGUGGCAGCCAUCGGUAAAAACAGGAAGUUCAUGGGUGGAGAUCAGCCUAACCUGGCAGACCUGGCGGUGUUUGGAGUCCUCCGAGUUAUGGAGGGACUUCAGGCGUUUGAUGACAUGAUGGAAAACACCAAAGUUAAGCACUGGUACAGACGCAUGGAGAAAGCAACGCUCAACCACGACGGCCGAGCUUAAAGGGCUUCCAGAUUUCCUAUACCUCUAAAUGGACAUCGACCCCCUCCAGGAAUCAAAAUGGCCUUCGUUUCUGUUGGAUUCUGAGAUGAACCUGCUAGCCGUCCUCAACGGUUUUCCGAACAAGUUGAAAAAAAUCCUUUUAAGAUGUAGAUUUCAGCUUUACUGGCAGAAAAACCCCUUAAUUUCUGUUUAGGUUGCUUCUGGUGUUUACAUUACUAGUGACUCCUACUGUUGGAAACGGGGAACUGCAGCUACAACCCACACCUCAGCUUUUCUGCAGAAUUAAGGUAUACAUAAAGCCUGAAUUAAAUAGUUUCAGUUUAAUGAAAAGACUGAAGAUGAAUAUUUAUUACUUUUUGAGCUGAUUUGUCCAACUUUAAAAUAUACAUUCACUAUUUGUUUGAAAUGAAUGUUAAAACAUUUCCAAGCAUUGCCGGUACUUAAAAUACCACCUGCUUCUAUUAGACAGGUAAGGGCUUCAUAUUGUCUAGUUAAAGACAAAAAAAAAAAUGUCUUUGACAUGCAGUUUCAACAUUUAUGGGUCUAAUAUGAUAAAAUUUGAAAAUUGUCGCAUUUGUUUGCUCCUUGGGGUUUUGUUCUCAGUUAAAAUUUAUUCCAAGGCUUUACUGAAAGGUUUCUUUGCCAUUUCUUCAGGAAGAAAAGCAAACUAAUAAACGGUUUAUCAUCUACUUUCUGUGCAGAAAUCAUAAAAUGAGGUCGUCUGUAUUUAUUCCAUACAGAAACAGAUUGUCAGUUGGAAUGUACCAAACGUGAUCUGCAGAUUAACUGUUUUAAUUAUAGCAUCUGUGUACGUACGAAUGAAAAGGUAAAAUGAAGAAAAGUCUUGAGUUUGGUGGGUUAUUUCAGUCUGUGUUUCUAUUACUGGGUUUCCAGCAAAAGUGAUGGAUUCC
This is a messenger RNA of Cyprinodon variegatus (sheepshead minnow), 1850 nucleotides long. Its product is annotated as prostaglandin E synthase 2-like. The record is from RefSeq and is a predicted model, not a curated record. Gene Ontology annotation, molecular function: prostaglandin-E synthase activity. Bases 1 to 939 code for a protein of 312 amino acids. Gene Ontology annotation, cellular component: mitochondrion. The transcript has 7 exons. NCBI's taxonomy places the organism in Eukaryota, Metazoa, Chordata, Actinopteri, Cyprinodontiformes, Cyprinodontidae.